Salmo salar (Atlantic salmon) is the source of this 3187-nucleotide messenger RNA. The record is from RefSeq and is a predicted model, not a curated record. NCBI's taxonomy places the organism in Eukaryota, Metazoa, Chordata, Actinopteri, Salmoniformes, Salmonidae.
GGGAGUGUCAUUAUUGACCCAAUGGUUUUACUGGCUCUGGAGGGAGGCUACUCGCUCUGAAAGGAGGGAUGCGAGGAGGAGAGGAGGUCAAGGCGGAAAAAAAGAGGAAACCGGUGGAUGUCUGUGAAAUAGCAAAACCCCUCAGGCUCCCAGACAGACUGAUAUGUCAUUGGACCAAUGGGGUGUUGAUAAUGCAGGCGUAGAGGUUGGCCAGGUGAGAUGUAAGACCCGCCCACUGUGUGUCCUACUUCACCUGCAGAGGAACAGUAAUCUGUAGAGAAAAAAAAGACCCCAACAAUUCUGCUGAAGCAAAUCAACUGAAGUGAUUUAAAGAAAAUGGCGGAAAAUCUAAUGGGUACUGGUAGUGAAUGCCACUACAAACCACCUCAGCCUUCCCCUUGAGAGAGGAUUGGACCUCCUGCUGAUUCCUUGACAUCUGGCGGAUUCUUUUCUUAGAUCUCAUGUAUUUGGUACAUUGCAAUCAACCCCAGGCGUCCUGCUGGCCCACCAACCCAUUCGACCAAGAGGACAUCCAGGUCUCCUGCUGACUCACCAACCCAUUAGACCAAAGGUUCAGAGGGCAACAUCAGGGUUAGCUUAGGGCUACAACAUCAGGGCUUACAAGUCUCAGUAAGGGCUAUCUCUUCAAGAGAGUGGGAUUCCUAAUCACGUCUAAAACCCAGUUUCACAGCUCUGAUCCCUCCCUGCUCUGCCCCCGCUGAGAGGAGGUACCUGUCUGUCUCUGUCUGAGAGGACCCAAGAGCCAGAGUCCCACCGUUUGGGUCUCUCCCUCCAUUUUCUCUGUCUGAGAAGAACCUGGUCUGAUCCCUCCCUUCUCUGCCCCCCGCUGAGAGGAGGUACCUGUCUGUCUCUGUCUGAGAGGACCCAAGAGCCAGAGUCCCACCGUUUGGGUCUCUCCCUCCUUUUUCUCUGUCUGAGAAGAACCUGGUCUGGCCCUCCCUCCCUGCUAAGUAGGGGGAACUAUAGGAGGCACCAUGGGGUGUGGUGGCAGCAGGACUGAUGUUCUGGAGCCCAGGUACCUGGAGAGCUGGACCAAGGAGACAGAGUCUACCUGGCUGACCAGUACAGACACAGACAUCCCACUCUCCUCCAUACAGAGUAUGGAUAUCCCUUCUGAGAACUCAUCUGAAAGCUUAGUCUCUGAGAAAACCAUCACACCUGAUGCAGAUUUAUUUGAAGACGGCUUGCCUGCCCCAGCCCAGGCCUAUCUGCAGGUGUGCUCUGACAUGUCUGAAGCAGGACUGAACAAUGUAAAGCCGAGUGCCCACCCUGCAAUACUACCCUCCCACCACCAGGCGCUUCAGCCCUCACCUGUCACAGUACAGAGAAGGAGCGUCCUACGCACUGAGGAAAUAACUAAAUGGCAAGACAACAGGAUGUCCACUAAGCAGGUAACCAUCACAGUGACACAGAGCAUCAGACACGUGGACAAGAGUGGAAAGAUUAAGGAGAAGUCCCUCACCACCUUCGAGGUCAUGAAGCCUAUGGAGGGCCUGAAGGACGUGGCUGAAUGACAUAGUAGGAACAUUAGGGAAUAACACUGUGAUACACUGAGGUCUGAGGGGUAACAGAGGACAAAGCUAAUGACAGAGUGUGGUUUGGAAAGUCAAUGGCAGAAAGUGGUUUGGAAAGUCAAUGACAAGAGUGUGGUUUGGAAAGACAAUGAACUCUUUGUGAAAGAAUGUAUCGCUGAAUGGACUUUACUUUGAGGUGGAGAGAGACAAUAAUACCAAAAUGUUGUUUGAUGUUCAUGAGGAUGAAAAAGAUAAUGAUUUGAUUAUAGAGAUAGAGGGUUUGAAUCUGUGGCACAAUUGGUCCGCUAUCUUGCCUGGGACCAGACCUGAUAAGCGAGAUACCUCUACGGACAUGACACCAAAUGCUGUUAGGAUGAGAGAGUUUGUGACUUUGUCUAACGAAGAUCAAUGCUUUUAUAAGCUGGGCUUGGGACCAAGAUGUAAAAAAAAAAAACUUUGACCUGGUAUGAACUGAACUGCACUGUAGCGGCUGAAUGAUCGGCCAUAUUGAAGACGUAACAUAAACUAAUGUUCCUAAAUGGGAAACAUGUCUUGAAGUAGCUAGUUUUGUAAUAUGUUUAGUAUUUCUAUGGGCAACUCGUUGGGCAGUGUUUGUUUGGUCUUGAUGGAUGAAAAACUGUUUUUAGAUUACGAUGUUUACAAGAAGGUACGUCUUCUAAUGAAUAGGCACUUUUUGUGAACAAAACUUUAUGAACUAGCUAGUGUACUAGUGACUUUAUAAACUAGUGACUGAAUGGCUUGUUUAAGAGGUCAUGCCACUGUAUAUCUAGUAUGAACUCUACAUGAAGAGAGCUUGAUUCAAUCAGAGAGACAAUUUAGUUUCAAAUGGAUUGACUUAUGAAGUGUGAUUAUUUAAAUCCUUCUUCUACUGCAGGAAUGCCCCCCCACACACACACACACACUUUUGAAGGCCCUCAGAUAAAUUCCCUCCCCCCCCAAAAUUGAAAUAAUGAAUCAAAGUUUCCCAUCCCUGAUCUAUUGGAUGCUUACAGUAGCAUCAGCAGAUUCUCAAUGAAAUUCUCCGAAAGUUUUAGACGGAAACACUGUGUAGCAGACAGUGGUGAAAUACAUAGAUUUUUUUUUAAAUCUUCAUAUAAUUUAUACAUUCUAAUUCAAUUGACACAAUUAAUUUGUUAUCAAUGGCUUAGGAUUUACUUGGUUUAAACAAUACGCAAUGAAUCUGAUUGGUUAGAGAUAAGUUUUAAACAAAACACAAUGAAUCUGAUUGGUUAGAGAUAAGUUUAAACAAAACACAAUGAAUCUGAUUGGUUACAGAUACGUUUAAACAAAACACAAUGAAUCUGAUUGGUUAGAGAUAAGUUUAAACAAUACACAAUGAAUCUGAAUUCGCAAAUAAGAAAAAAAAACGGUUAAAGAUGAGACUUAUAUUCAAUAUUGAUUGGUUGGAAUAUUGGUGAGUGUACCACAACAGGGUUGACUAAGCAGUAUUUCAGUGGUGUUUUACUAAAUUACAUAUUGCCUCAGUGUGAUUAUCUUGGUACCUAUUUGUACUUUUUAACGUAACAGCUUGUAAGUACACUUUGUCAGGUCAUUUUGGCUUAACUCUUUGGUUCAAGUUUAUGAAUAUGGACAGUAUACAUUUGUACUGACAAUAAAUCAACAUAUAGGGA